Molecule: messenger RNA, 1254 nt
Organism: Arachis stenosperma
Lineage: Eukaryota; Viridiplantae; Streptophyta; Magnoliopsida; Fabales; Fabaceae
Exons: 10
Coding region: 184-867 (227 amino acids)
Biological process (GO): positive regulation of ubiquitin-protein transferase activity; protein neddylation
Cellular component (GO): ubiquitin ligase complex
Molecular function (GO): ubiquitin-like protein binding; ubiquitin conjugating enzyme binding; cullin family protein binding
Source: RefSeq, a predicted model, not a curated record
UUAUUAACCUAAUUUCCUCUUCUCUAUAUAUCCAUCUAUCAAAAUUUCUCUUUUCCCUUCCAAUUUUCCAAUUUGGCGCCUUUCUGAUUCAGCUUCAGGUGCUUUCGUGAAGCGACGAAGAUUCUUCUCUCGCUUGCUCACUUCACUCGCCGAUUCGAAUCGAUUUGGAAUUGAAAAUUGAAGAUGCGACGCUCUGCAUCUAAGAAAACGGGUCAAUCCAAUUCAAUCAAUUCCUCUGCUGCUGAUCUAUUCCGUUCAGCCUCGAGUAAAGCGAGCUCAAAGGAAUUGGAAAGAAUUGAUAGUCUAUUUUAUACAUAUGCCAAUGGAUCUGGGGUGAUUGACCCAGAAGGAAUUGAAACCCUCUGUGCUGAUAUGGAGGUGGAUCAUACUGAUGUGAGGAUCUUGAUGCUGGCAUGGAAAAUGAAAGCUGACGAGCAAGGAUAUUUUACUUUGGAUGAGUGGAGGAGAGGCUUAAAAGCACUAAGGGCUGAUACAGUAAGUAAAUUGAAGAAAGCACUUCCAGACUUGGAAAAAGAGGUUAGGAGGCCGUCAAAUUUUGCAGAUUUCUAUUCUUAUGCUUUCCAAUAUUGUUUAACAGAGGAGAAACAGAAAAGCAUUGAUAUAGAGAGCAUCUGUCAAUUACUUACACUUGUUUUGAGUUCAACAUUUCCAACCCAAGUCAACUUAUUUGUGGAAUAUUUGAAGACUCAAGAUGAUUACAAGGUCAUAAACAUGGAUCAAUGGAUGGGAUUUUUCCGGUUUUGCAAUGAGAUAAGUUUCCCAGCGCUCGAUAACUACGAUCCAGAACUUGCAUGGCCAUUGAUCCUCGACAAUUUCGUUGAGUGGCUGCGAGAAAACCAAAAGUGAUCUUAGAUUUUCAGCCACCUGAUUCUCUGUGAAGCAGAAUCAUUGCAGCACUUGUUCAAGUAAAAGCAGAACUUUUGGAAAACUACCAAAUCAGAUAGAGAUGCUUUGUGGUUGUGGCUUGUUUUUAUCCUUAACAAGCUCUUGUUCUUUCUGAUGAUGGCCCAAGUUUCUAAAAAGGGCAUAUAUAUUAAACAUGAACCAUUAUUGCAUUAUCCUUUACAUUUUUGCUAUUUUGUGAUAUAUAGAUGCAGUUGAGGGUUAGAUACAAGCUUGCACUUUGUGAUUAUUCCCACAAUCCAACAUCAUCACCAUCGUCUCUUCCUAUUCAUAUAAUUCACAUUAAUAGCUUUUGUUAAAUUGAAUUGAGUUGAGUGAGACUGGUAUUUA